UUCCCGUCAGUGUGUCCGCUACCAGCUGCCCACAUGCACGGACCGAGGGCGCACAUAGGGACGGGCUGUGCGAUUUAUUGUUCGGAGUGAGUUAACACCUGGAUUGCGAAGCGUCUUUUUUAUUUCUUUCUAUUUGUUGUUGUUUCCGACUCUUGGGCUUAAGAAACAACCUGCCAUCAUGUCCAUGUCUCGGGCUCCAGAUGAUGUGAGCAAGCUCACUGAAAGUACAUUCAAGAAUGUGAUGGACCAGUUCACCCCAAGCCUGAGGAACCUGGUGAACCUCGGGAAGAACUAUGAGAAGUCAGUGACAGCCAUGACUCUUGCUGGAAGGACCUAUUUUGAUGCAGUCUCAAAGAUCGGAGAGAAUGCUAUUGUGUCUCCAGCCUCCAAAGAGCUUGGUAUGGUUCUAAUGGAGAUUGCCGAAUCCCACAAAAAGGUCCAUAAUGAACUGGAAGAGCAUUUCAAGAGGUUCCACACAGAGAUUAUCACAGAGCUGGAGAAGAAGACAGAGAUGGAUGUUAAAUACAUGACUGCCACCUUCAAGCGCUAUCAGACAGAGCACAAGCUGAAGCAGGACUCCCUGGAGCGCUGUCAGACAGACCUGAAGAAGCUUAGGAGGAAAAGCCAGGGAAAGCACCCAUCAAAGUAUGAACACAGAGAGAGCGAGUAUUUGCAGACCAUCUCAUCGCGCCAGAUGGACAUGCAGAAGUUCAUCGCUGACGGCUGCAAAGAGGCCUUACUGGAAGAAAAGAGGCGCUUCUGCUUCCUGGCAGACAAACACUGCAUGUUCUCCUAUCAAAUUAGCAACUUCCAUGAGAAAGCUAAAGACAUUCUGGCUGUGAAACUCCCCGGCUGGCAGGAAAAGUGCAGCGACAUCACCAUGCCUGACACGAUGUCGAACAUAAUCGAGGAGCUGUCCGCCACUCCAGAACAAUCGCCACUGGUACAACACUACAACAGGAACAACAGGGAGCCUGCAGGGCCUCCUCCAGCACCACCGCAAAAGGCUCAUAUCAGUCAGCUAGCCAGUAUGUUUAACCCUGACCCCAGAUCUCUGCGCAGCAUCUCUUCAGACCAUAACUCAGACCAGGGCAGUCUUGGAGGGGACAGUCUGUCUCGGUCUAUAUCCCAGUCGUCUGGUCUCAACAUGGGUCGGAAGCUCCAGGUGAGAACCAUCUUUCCCCACACGUCGAGUAGCGACACACUCCUCAACUUCCACGAAGGCGACAUCAUUAAUUUGCUCAUCCAGGAAGAGAGGGAUGGCUGGCUGUACGGAGAGCUGGAGAAGACAGGGCAGCGGGGCUGGUUUCCCUCAUCUUACUGCAGACCUUGUACUGAGUCAGCAAUAUCAAAUAGCAAUCUGGACACACCAAUGCCAGAGGGGGAGGAGGAGCCGGUGUUGCUGCCACCGCCAGACUACAGCGAUGACACCCCCUUUAGCACAGUGCAGAACACGGUUCCUUUAGUCAACGGGACUGCAAAGGCUCCAUUUCUAGGAGGAGGGAAUCCGUUCGCCACAGUCAAGCUGAGGCCAACUGUCACGAAUGACAGAUCAGCACCAGCCAUCUAACACAGCAGGAGGAUGUUCGACCCUGUCAUGCCUUCUGUGGAAUUAUGCAACAUGGGACCCCUGUGACACACUGAAUAUCACCCCUACCUGACAUCUCUCUAGUCUGCAUGCUAGUCUCUCUCAGUACCAGUCUAAUCCAUUAAAGAGGUCCAUCGUUUCUGGGCACAAGGUUGUGUUACACCAAUGUGUGUUUUACAUUAGCCACAACAGGGAAACUUUGCAUAAUCAACACAUGGAGAAACGAGAUAUCCUGAAAAAUGUUGUAGUGCAGUGUUUGAAAAUGUUAUUCAGCCACUUGCUGUUUGGAGUAACAGUUCAGCCCAGUAUGAAAAUGUAGGCUUUUAUCCAUGAACAAUGAAAACUUGGAUUGCUGAAUGUAGGUGCAUCUCAAACAUCCCAGCUUUUUUCCAAAGUAACAGGAGUAACAGGGGUAACUUUUUGAAAAAGAAAGUGUAAAAACCCACAAGGGUAAUCCUGUGGCUGCGGAGCACAUGAAUUACAGUAAAGGUCUCAGGAUGUAAGCUGCUUUUAGCAGAGUAAUAUGAGGCUGAGAUGAAACUACAACAUGCGUCAUGCAGUGAGUCCGAUAGUCAAACAUCAUAAUCUCUUUCUGCUAAAAAUCAAAUUAGGCAGUAAAACCUGCAUCUUCAUUUUAGGGUGAAGUUUCCCUUUAAGAUUGCCUCUUACAUGCUCAGACGUGCCAUAAGGUCUUUUCAGACUUGUUUAUAUGCCAGUCAGUGCAGUGGUGUAAAAUGAAGAGCUCCAGAUGUAAAUGAGAUGGACCUGAUACUGAUGAAAUGGACUAGCACCCAGGCUGUCUUCCUGACUUGCCAAAAAUAUAUUUUAUUUCUAUUUUUAUUAUAGUUAUUUUAGUCCAUUUUAAAGAGGAAUACAGAGGUUGUGAGAAUGAUGGGAGAUAGAUGUGAUGGGAAAAGGGUUUGUCAUUUGAAUAAAGGUAAAACAGUACGACACUGUUUAAAAUUACAAGGUUAUUUAUAUACAGUACCGUGUGUUC
Monopterus albus (swamp eel) is the source of this 2585-nucleotide messenger RNA. It is a transcript of the gene baiap2l1a, whose product is annotated as BAR/IMD domain containing adaptor protein 2 like 1a. Gene Ontology annotation, cellular component: nucleoplasm; cytosol. The record is from RefSeq and is a predicted model, not a curated record. Lineage: Eukaryota; Metazoa; Chordata; Actinopteri; Synbranchiformes; Synbranchidae. The transcript has 14 exons. The coding region runs from base 179 to 1570 and encodes 463 amino acids. Gene Ontology annotation, molecular function: protein binding. Gene Ontology annotation, biological process: positive regulation of actin filament polymerization; actin filament bundle assembly; actin crosslink formation.